This is a messenger RNA of Lontra canadensis (Northern American river otter), 1212 nucleotides long. It is a transcript of the gene LDHA, whose product is annotated as lactate dehydrogenase A. The coding region runs from base 137 to 1135 and encodes 332 amino acids. The record is from RefSeq and is a predicted model, not a curated record. Gene Ontology annotation, cellular component: cytoplasm. Lineage: Eukaryota; Metazoa; Chordata; Mammalia; Carnivora; Mustelidae. Gene Ontology annotation, biological process: carboxylic acid metabolic process. Gene Ontology annotation, molecular function: L-lactate dehydrogenase (NAD+) activity. The transcript has 8 exons.
GUUCCAUUUAAGGCCCCUCCCGCGCUCAGUUCCGAGUGUCGGAGCUGCUGCCGCCAAGUCCGGAUCCAGUCUCGCGCGCCGCUGACGCCCGCCCUCCCGACGUGCACUCCCGAUUCCUUUUGGUUCUAAGUCCAAAAUGGCAACUCUCAAAGAUCAGCUGAUUCAGAAUCUUCUUAAGGAAGAACAUGUCCCCCAAAAUAAGAUUACAGUUGUUGGGGUUGGUGCUGUUGGCAUGGCUUGUGCCAUCAGUAUCUUAAUGAAGGACUUGGCAGAUGAACUUGCUCUUGUUGAUGUCAUGGAAGACAAACUGAAGGGAGAGAUGAUGGAUCUCCAGCAUGGAAGCCUUUUCCUUAGAACACCAAAAAUUGUCUCUGGCAAAGACUAUAAUGUGACUGCAAACUCCAAGCUGGUUAUUAUCACAGCUGGGGCACGUCAGCAAGAGGGAGAAAGCCGUCUUAAUUUGGUCCAGCGUAACGUGAACAUCUUUAAAUUCAUCAUUCCUAAUGUCGUCAAAUACAGCCCAAACUGCAAGUUGCUUGUUGUUUCCAAUCCAGUGGAUAUCCUGACCUAUGUGGCUUGGAAGAUAAGUGGCUUUCCCAAAAACCGUGUUAUUGGAAGUGGUUGCAAUCUUGAUUCAGCCCGGUUCCGUUACCUAAUGGGGGAAAGACUGGGAGUUCACCCAUUAAGCUGUCAUGGGUGGAUCCUCGGGGAGCAUGGAGACUCCAGUGUGCCUGUAUGGAGUGGAGUAAACAUUGCUGGUGUCUCUCUGAAGAAUCUGCACCCUGACUUAGGCACGGAUGCAGAUAAGGAACAGUGGAAAGAGGUUCACAAACAGGUGGUUGACAGUGCCUAUGAGGUGAUCAAACUGAAAGGCUACACUUCCUGGGCCAUUGGACUGUCUGUGGCAGAUUUGGCAGAAAGUAUAAUGAAGAAUCUUAGGCGGGUGCAUCCAAUUUCCACCAUGAUUAAGGGUCUCUAUGGAAUAAAAGAUGAUGUCUUCCUUAGUGUUCCUUGCAUCUUGGGACAGAAUGGAAUUUCAGAUGUUGUGAAGGUGACUCUAACUCCUGAGGAGGAGGCCCGUUUGAAGAAGAGUGCAGACACACUCUGGGGGAUCCAAAAGGAGCUGCAGUUUUAAAGUUUUCUUAUGUACCACUUCACUGUCUAGACUACGACAGGGUUUUAGUUGGAGGUUGUGUACAUCGUCGUUAUUAU